Gastrolobium bilobum is the source of this 1128-nucleotide messenger RNA. Its product is annotated as gibberellin 20 oxidase 3-like. The coding region runs from base 1 to 1128 and encodes 375 amino acids. The record is from RefSeq and is a predicted model, not a curated record. Gene Ontology annotation, molecular function: gibberellin 20-oxidase activity. Lineage: Eukaryota; Viridiplantae; Streptophyta; Magnoliopsida; Fabales; Fabaceae. Gene Ontology annotation, biological process: flower development; unidimensional cell growth; gibberellin biosynthetic process. The transcript has 3 exons.
AUGGACUCAAGUCACUGCUUGGUAUCUGCACUGAAUCAUCAAGAUGUUCAAAGUCGUUUCUUUGACCCAUCUUGGCUUCAGAAGCAGCCCCACGUUCCCACGAACUUCGUUUGGCCAAAAGAGUGCUUAGAGGACGCAAAUGAAGAGCUUCAAGCCCCAUUAGUGGACCUUCAUGGUUUCCUCAAAGGUGACCAUGAGGCCACACAACAUGCUGCUAAACUCAUACGCAAAGCUUGCUUGACACAUGGAUUCUUCCAAGUUAUCAACCAUGGAGUUAAUCCUCUCCUCAUUGGUGAAGCAUAUGAUCAAAUGGACGCGUUUUUUAAGCUCCCAAUUCAAAGUAAGCUAAGUGUUCGUAAGAAACCAGGUUCCAUGUGGGGUUAUUCAGGUGCUCAUGCUGAACGGUUCUCCUCCAAAUUGCCAUGGAAGGAGACCCUUUCUUUCCCAUUCCAUGACAAUACCUUAGAGCCUGUUGUCACCAACUUCUUUAACUCCUCCUUAGGGGAAGACUUUGAACAAGCUGGAGUGGCAUUCCAAAAAUACUGUGAAGCAAUGAAGGAGUUGGGAAUGAAGCUAAUAGAGCUAUUGGCAAUUAGCUUGGAAGUGGAUGGGUUAUAUUAUAAGGACUUGUUUGAAGAUGGUUGCUCCAUCAUGAGAUGUAACUAUUACCCAUCAUGCCAACAGCCAAGUCUUGCAUUAGGGACGGGACCGCAUUGUGACCCAACAUCUCUAACCAUACUUCACCAAGAUCAAGUUGGAGGGCUUGAUGUGUUUGCAGACAAAAAAUGGCAGACGGUUCCACCUCGUCCUCACGCUCUUGUAGUUAACAUUGGCGAUACUUUCACGGCGCUAUCAAAUGGGAGAUACAAGAGUUGUCUACAUAGGGCAGUGGUUAACCAGUACAAAGAGAGGAGGUCCUUGGCAUUCUUUCUGUGCCCAAAAGAAGACAAAGUGGUGAGACCCCCAGAGGAUAUUGUGCGUAAGGAUGGGACAAAACAAUAUCCAGAUUUCACAUGGUCGAAUUUGCUUGAAUUCACACAAAAGUACUACAGAGCCGACGAAGCUACGCUGCAAAAUUUCACCAAGUGGUUGCAAUCCUCCAAACCCUUUGAGAUAACCAACAAAUAG